Zea mays is the source of this 766-nucleotide messenger RNA. Its product is annotated as metallothionein-like protein 2A. Lineage: Eukaryota; Viridiplantae; Streptophyta; Magnoliopsida; Poales; Poaceae. The record is from RefSeq and is marked provisional. Gene Ontology annotation, molecular function: metal ion binding. Bases 116 to 343 code for a protein of 75 amino acids. The transcript has 2 exons.
AAAUGGAGGCGGAGGCCUCCACCGACGGAGCAGGGCAGGACAGGUUGCAUUUGCAUCUGAGUUCCUGAUUGUUGUAUCCCAGUUUCUUCUGUGAGUGGAAUCGCGAGGAAGAAGGAUGUCGUGCUGCGGAGGCAACUGCGGGUGCGGCGCCGGCUGCAAGUGCGGCAGCGGCUGCGGAGGGUGCAAGAUGUACCCGGACAUGGCAGAGCAGGUGACCACCACCCAGACUGUCAUCAUGGGUGUUGCACCAUCCAAGGGCGGGUUCGAGGCGGCCGCCGGAGCUGAGAAUGGCGGGUGCAAGUGCGGCGCCAACUGCACCUGCGACCCCUGCACCUGCAAGUGAGACGACGGCGGCGGCGAUGACGCUGCAGGGUCUGCAGGCCCUGAUGGGGUCGGAAGGACUCUUUAUCUCUCUAGCUAAUUAAUAAGCUCUAGCUAGUAUAUAAUAUUCUAGCAGUGUCGUUUGCUGUGUUUUGUUCGAGUCAGUUAGACAGUCAGCCGCGUGCCAUGGGCCAUGCCCAUGGCAUAGCAUGCCUUGCUCUAUCUGCUCCAUCGCCUUGUUCUAGUGGUGGUACUGAUGGGGGAACGAAUAAUUGUACCGAGAUGUUGGCGCCGUGUCGUGUCGUGCCCUGUCCUGUCCUGUCCUGUCCUUCCUGGGGCUCAUCUAGCAGUCAGACUGUGUUGUGUUGUGUUGUGCUGUGUGGGCCGAGUGUGCACUACAGCAUCGGGCCAUGCCCCUGUUCGAUCUGUCUGCGACUUUAAUUUG